Messenger RNA from Eutrema salsugineum, 858 nucleotides. RefSeq names its product AP-1 complex subunit sigma-1. The record is from RefSeq and is a predicted model, not a curated record. Gene Ontology annotation, cellular component: intracellular membrane-bounded organelle; membrane coat; AP-1 adaptor complex. The coding region runs from base 103 to 588 and encodes 161 amino acids. Gene Ontology annotation, molecular function: clathrin-cargo adaptor activity. NCBI's taxonomy places the organism in Eukaryota, Viridiplantae, Streptophyta, Magnoliopsida, Brassicales, Brassicaceae. Gene Ontology annotation, biological process: vesicle-mediated transport; intracellular protein transport. The transcript is spliced from 7 exons.
AUACGAUACAUUCGACGAUCAUCGUCUUCAGCUUCUGGAGAUCUCUUCUGGGAAUCGAGCAUCGCUGUUGCAGAUUUUCUCAAUUUUUAGAUUCGAAUAGACAUGAUACAUUUUGUGCUCCUAGUUAGUCGGCAAGGAAAAGUAAGGCUCACCAAGUGGUAUUCGCCUUAUACACAGAAGGAAAGGUCUAAGGUCAUACGCGAACUCAGCGGCGUAAUUCUGAACCGAGGUCCCAAGCUCUGCAAUUUUAUCGAAUGGAGAGGAUACAAGGUUGUCUACAAAAGAUAUGCAAGCCUGUACUUCUGCAUGUGCAUUGAUGAGGCGGAUAACGAGUUAGAAGUACUAGAGAUUAUUCAUCACUACGUCGAGAUUCUUGACCGUUAUUUUGGCAGUGUGUGUGAACUCGAUCUGAUUUUUAACUUCCACAAGGCGUAUUAUAUAUUGGAUGAGCUGUUGAUCGCCGGUGAGCUUCAAGAGUCGAGCAAGAAAACAGUGGCGAGGAUAAUAUCAGCUCAGGAUCAAUUGGUGGAGGCUGCGAAAGAGGAGGCUAGUUCCAUAAGUAAUAUAAUUGCUCAGGCUACAAAGUAGUUUCUUUCUUCUCUGGUCUUACGCAGAGUUAAAAUAUCGGAAACGUUUUAAUAUUUCCUUGUUUUCUGAGUAUUCUCUUAUAAACCACACUUAUGUUUUUCAUGUCAUCUGUUUAUUUGUUUGGUAAGAAGAAAGAAGUAUUAAUCUUUUGUGGGUUUAUAAGUAAUGAUUUUUAGUGAUGAUCCAAGUCUUGGAUAUUGUUUUUGUAAGGACAACAUACAUUCUUUGUUGUGAUCUAUCAUAUAUGAUGAUUGAUAAGAAAGAGUAUUA